AUGCUCAGAUUAUCCUCAAACUCCUCAGAUUAUCCUCAGACUACUCCUCAAACUCCUCAGUCUAAUCCUCAGACUCCUCCUCAGAUUAUCCUCAAACUCCUCAGACUCCUCCUCAGAUUAUCCUCAAACUCCUCAGAUUAUCCUCAAGCUCCUCAGACUACUCCUCGGUCUAAUCCUCAAACUCCUCCUCAGAUUAUCCUCAGACUCCUCCUAAGAUUAUCCUCAGACUCCUCCUAA
Trichomonas vaginalis G3 is the source of this 237-nucleotide messenger RNA. RefSeq lists its product as uncharacterized. The coding region runs from base 1 to 237 and encodes 78 amino acids. The transcript has a single exon. The record is from RefSeq and is a predicted model, not a curated record. NCBI's taxonomy places the organism in Eukaryota, Parabasalia, Trichomonadida, Trichomonadidae.